Molecule: messenger RNA, 8038 nt
Organism: Galleria mellonella (greater wax moth)
Lineage: Eukaryota; Metazoa; Arthropoda; Insecta; Lepidoptera; Pyralidae
Product: tetratricopeptide repeat protein 28
Exons: 42
Coding region: 353-7498 (2381 amino acids)
Molecular function (GO): protein binding
Source: RefSeq, a predicted model, not a curated record
GUCAGUCCGUCAGAGGCUGCGCGUGCGCAUGCCAACGUCGAUUUUACCGCCGUCGCUAGCGUCUUAAAAAAAAAUACCCAAAUAUACUAAAUAAUAAUAAUAAAUCGAGUCAAAUUUAUGUAUGGCAAAGUUUUUGAGUAAUUUCGAGUGUUAAAAAUGUUCUAAACUAUAGUGAAGCUAGGAAAAUCUCGAAAAUGCUACCUGUGUAUAUGUAAAGUGGUUUACGAUUGAUAUUUUUUGUUUGUCCGCCUGUGUGUAGGUAAUAGCCGUGUUCGAACCAAGAAAUGGGUUUAUAAUUGGUCUAAAUCAAAGACCGCAAUGGUUCAUGUGAGAAGAGGAUAGCAAGAACAAAAUGUCACAAAGAGAUUUCUCUGAGGUUGAGCCCACUGGCUCAGCGUCCUUGGGAGCGGCAUCCCGAGCACUGUUCGUGGAAAAAGUGAGAGCAUCCAACGCUGCCUGUCAAGCCGGGGACUUCGCCACGGCUGUCGCGCUCUACACUGAUGCUUUGACUUUAGAUCCCGCUAACCACAUACUGUACAGCAAUAGAUCCGCAGCAAGAUUGAAGCAGGGUCAGUUCGCAGCCGCGUUACAGGAUGCGACACGUGCGAAGGAACUCUGUCCCAAUUGGCCAAAAGCUUAUUAUCGACAAGGCGUAGCUCUUCAAUGUCUGGGACGGCACGGAGAAGCAUUGGCGGCUUUCAGCUCAGGACUGGGAGUGGAGCCGUCUUCGAGGCAGCUGCUGGCUGCGCUCGUUGAGGCUUCACUGAAAUCACCUCUACGGACAACCCUUGAACCUACCUUCAGACAACUUGAAGCUAUGAAAUUAGAUCAGUCGCCUUUUGUACUUAUAUCGGUAGUGGGACAAGAAUUGCUUGCAGCCGGCCAAUACCAGGCAGCGGUGACGGUUCUUGAGGCGGCGCUCAGAAUCGGAUCCUGUUCACUCAAAUUACGGGGGUCAGUGUUCAGCGCAUUAUCAUCAGCUCACUGGGCGCUGAGUCAACUCGACGCUGCCAUAAACUACAUGCAACAAGACCUAGCAGUGGCCAAGUCAUUAGGCGACACGGCUGGAGAAUGUCGCGCCCACGGGAACCUUGGAGCGGCUUACUUCAGCCAGGGCUCUUAUAAAGACGCCCUCACGGCACAUCGGUAUCAACUUGUCCUCGCUAUGAAAUGCAAGGACACACAAGCGGCAGCGGCGGCAUUAACAUCAUUAGGGCACGUGUACACAGCUAUAGGUGAUUAUCCUAACGCAUUGGCGAGCCAUAAGCAAUGUGUCCAACUCGUCAAACAGAUGGGCGACAGAUUACAGGAGGCCAGGGAGAUAGGGAACGUCGGUGCUGUGUAUUUGGCAAUGGGAGAAUUCGACUCGGCUGUCGACUGUCACACACAACAUUUAAGACUUGCAAGAAGGUUAGGAGAUCAGGUAGAAGAAGCAAGAGCUUACUCAAACCUUGGUUCCUCAUAUCACUAUCGACGAAAUUUUUCUCAAGCAAUAGCUUACCAUGAGAAUGUGUUGAGGAUUGCUCAAAGUUUGGGAGACAGAGCGAUCGAAGCUAGAGCUUACGCUGGACUAGGACACGCAGCCAGGUGCGCCGGUGACUACGCGCAAGCAAAGAAGUGGCACGAACGACAGCUCGACGUCGCUUUGGCGGCGAGAGAUAAGGUUGGAGAAGGUAGGGCUUGUUCAAAUCUGGGCAUCGUGUAUCAAUUACUUGGUGAACAUGAUGCUGCACUUAAGUUGCAUCAAGCUCAUCUUUCUAUAGCCAGGCAAUUACAGGAUAAAGCUGGCAUGGGUCGCGCUUAUGGCAAUAUUGGGAACGCAUAUUCCGCAGCAGGAUUUUACGAGCAAGCAAUCAAAUACCACAAGCAGGAACUGACAAUAUCUAAAGAAGUGCAUGACAGAAGUUCGGAAGCGUCUACUCACGGAAAUUUGGCUGUUGCCUAUCAAGCGUUGGGAGCUCAUGAUAUGGCGUUGUUCCAUUAUAGAGCGCAUUUGGGUAUUGCCCGAGAACUAAAAGACGCAGCAGGUGAAGCUUGUGCCUUAUUGAACCUCGGAAAUUGUUUGUCUUCACGCGGGGAGUUCGCUCAGGCCGUGCCUUACUACGAGCAACACUUAAUGUUGUCACAAGAGCUAGGCGAUGUUACUGCGGAAGCUAAGGCGUGCCAUUUCUUAGGAUAUGCUCAUUAUUGUUUGGGCAAUUAUAGAGAGGCUGUUAGGUAUUAUGACCAAGACCUGUCUCUGGCCAAAGAUCUUCAAGACAAGAUGAACAUGGGUAGAGCGUACUGUAACCUUGGACUUGCACAUCUCGCGUUAGGGAACCUUGAAACGGCGCUAGAAUGCCAAAAGUACUUCCUCGCCAUAGCACAUAUGACGCAACACUUGCAAGGGAAAUUUAGAGCAUUAGGGAAUAUAGGUGACGUCCUGAUCAAAAUGGGAGAUGUCGAAGAGGCCGUCAAAAUGUACCAGCGACAGCUCGGCUUUGCUAGACAGGCCCGAGACAGAUCUUUAGAAGCAGCCGCAUGUGGUGCCUUAGGUCUAGCUAGGAGACUCCAAAGAAGACUUGAUGCUGCUUUGGGUCAUCAUACACAGGAACUGACUCUCCGACAAGAGGCAGGAGACGCGGCAGGUGAGGCGAGAGCACACUCUCACCUCGGCGCUGUCCAUAUGGCCUUAGGGCAUUACUCACAUGCGGCCAGAUGUUACAGGGAACAAUUAGAAAGAGCUCAAGAAUUACAAGACUGCGUAUUAGAAGCGCAGGCGUAUGGCAAUUUAGGUAUUGCUAAACUCAACAUGGGGCAUUAUGAAGACGCCAUAGGUUACUUAGAACAGCAACUAGCAAUACUGGAACGUGUAAAUAGUCCCACGUGUCAACUAGAAAAAGCUCGAGCGCUCGGUUCGCUGGGCGACUGUUACGAUGCACUCGGCGACCCUGAGGAAGCAGCCAAGUACCACGAGCAACACCUGGCUGCUGCACUUAAACUCGACAAUGCUAGAGAACAAGAAAGAGCAUACCGUGGUCUUGGACUUAGUCACAAGUCCAUCGGUAACCUUCAGCAAGCGCUAGUAUGUCUGGAGAAGCGACUAGUCGUAUCCCACGAGCUCGGAGUCCCAGAAGCGAAGGCGCAGGCGUACGGCGAACUGGGCGCUCUGCACAUCGCGCUCAACAAUCUUGACCAGGCAGUUUCCUGUCUCGAACAUCAGAAGAAUAUUGCCAAGGAGCUGAACAACCAGAUAAUGGAAGCGGAAGCAUGCCACUCUCUUGGUGCUGCGCAACACGCGCGUGGAGACCACGCGGCUGCCGUCCGACAUCACCGCGCUGAACUUGAACUUGCUCAUAGACUUGGUCUCGCACAUUUGCAGGCGCGUGCAAGCGGUGGACUAGGUGCAGCUCACGCGUCGAUGGGCGCUCACGCUGAAGCGGCUCGCUGGCACGAGUCCAGGCUGCGACACGCUACCGCUGCAGGUGAUAGCCGUGGACGGGCGCAGGCGCUGGCAGACUUGGGACGGGCGCACCUGGCGAUGGGCGCGUGCGGCAGCGCCGUCUCCUACUUGCGGCAGGCGCUCGCUGCCACCGAGGGUCUCGCCGAUGCCGAUGAAGAGGCGAGAGUUCGUCAUAGACUUGGUUUCGCACUGUGGGCAUCAGGCGAACUCGAGGAGGCCAAGGAACAGCUACAAGCAGCUCUCACGGUACUGGAAUCGAGUGCUGAGAAACACCGAGACAGGAAAAUCGCAGCUCUGUACACAUCCUCGCAGCACGCGUUGCAACGAGUUCUUGUUGAGCUGGGUCGUCACCCCGAGGCGCUAGUGGUGGCGGAGCGCGGUCGCUGUCGCGGCUUCGAUUCCGUCGCCGAAAAACAUUCUGGAGCCCUCAACCAGGCUUAUCUGGAACUCCACGCGGCACAGAGAAGUUCAUCAGAAGAAACGAACAAAGAACGCACCGAACCAUGGAGUCCAUCUACGGUUGAGCAAGUACUAGAGGUGGUGAAUAGGCAGAAGGCGCCAGUACUGUACUACAGUCUUGCAGCGGGCAGGCUGUAUGCUUGGCUUCUUCAGCCACAUAAAGGCAUACUCCGAUUCCACCAAGUAUCCUUAUUUGAAGAAGCAGAAGAUAGCGAUAACAGUUUACCGGACAUCAGUCCUGAUGAUCUUCAACCCAACAACGGUGGUUUAGGCAAGCUGGAGCGGUGUAUAAGCGAAUGGUCGAAUUGGCUGAAGACGGCGGCUGAGCGCAGAAGUGAAGACGAUCAGUGGGACCCCGAGGAGAGGCCCUCUACCGGACUUGCAAGAAUGGUGACUCGUAACCACCUACUGAACUCAUCAAACUACUCUCUGAGUUCAUUGUUCAGCGUAGGCUCCGUCGGUGGGUCUGUUGCUGGUUCUGUCGCCAGCCUCCAAGGUUCUACCAGAUCCAGUGUGCACGGGCCUCGCAAGAAGCAACCGUCAUGGCAGGGCCCGCCGUGCCUCACCUCUCUGUAUCAAAUGUUGAUAGCUCCUUUCGAAGAUUUGUUACCAACUUCUUGCAACAACAAUCAUGCGUCACACGGUCGGCGCGGGUGCGGCGGUCGGCGCGAGCUAGUGCUCGUGAUAGAGGGCGCGCUGUACGCGUGUCCGUGGGGCGCACUGCGGGGUGUUAGCGGCGGCGGGGUAGGGGGCGGUGGCGGGGGCGCGGGCGGCGCGGACGAGCCGCUGUGCGAGCGGUACGCGCUGCUGGCUGCGCCCGCGCUGCGACAUCACCGCCACCAGCGACAUCUGCGCGCGCGCCCGCAUCACGAACACGGUGAGGGUGGCGAGAGCGGUGGCGCGGAGACGGGCAUGCGGUGCCUGGUGGUGGGCGGGGCGCGCGUGGGCGGCGCGCGCUGGCCGCCGGCCGCCGCGCAGCUCAAGGAGGCCGAGCUCGUCGCGGACAUGCUGCGCGUCACGCCGCUCACCGACUACCAGGCGUCGAAAGAGGCUGUCCUCGCUCAGUUGCCGCAAGCUGAGUGCGUACAUUUCGCCACUCACAUCUGCUGGAAGACGCCCGCGAUCGUACUUAGUCCUGGUGAAGUGGUUGAUUCGCAAGCGAAACGCCUUUUAAACACAAGCGUUGGGAACAGCGUCGCUGACACAUCCAUUGAACAUGAGGAUGAAAACGCAGAAUUAUCAGCCAGUAAUGAAGAGUUGCCGCCUUCUUCAGAGUACAUGCUAACUGCAUCCGAAAUCAUGAGUUUGAAGCUUACCGCUAGACUUGUGGUGAUAUCUUGCGCCCCGUCGAGCGGUGCGUUGCAAUCGAGCGAGGACGAGGAGACGAGUGUAGUGUGUGGCGCGGAAGCGGGGGCGGGUGUGUCGCAGUUGUGCCGCGCGCUGCUGGCAGCGGGCGCUCAUGCGGUGCUACUCACUUUGUGGCCCGCCCCUCAAGACACAGCCACCAAGAUACUGUACCGAGCGCUGUACUCUGCACUCUUACAGGGCAGCAGGCUUGCCAAGGCGCUGGGCGACGCGAUGCAGACGGUGCGGCACACGAAGCACUUCGCGCACCCGGCGCACUGGUCGGGGCUGCUGCUGCUGGGCGCCAACGUGCGCCUCAGCAACAAGGUCGCGCUCAUGGGGCAGGCGCUCUGCGAGCUGCUCGCCGCGCCCGACAAGUGCCGUGACGCUCUACGCGUGUGCCUACAUUUAGUAGAGAAAUCACUGCAGAGGAUCGUAAGAGGACAGAAAAAUGCAAUGUACACGACCCAGAAGAGUAUAGAGAACAAAGCAAAUAACGCCACGGGCUGGAAAGAACUACUCAUGAGCGUUGGAUUCAGAUUCGAACCUGCUGCUAAUGGGAUUCCUUCAAGCGUAUUCUUCCCACAAAGUGAUCCAGAGGAAAGAUUAACUCAAUGUUCCGCUAGUCUCCAAGCCUUACUCGGGUUGACACCAACAACGCUACAAGCACUUUCAAAACUGAUUUCGAACGGUGACGUGGCCGAUGACAUCAUCGGCGUCAUCCGCUCCGUCAUUUCACAAUUCUCCGUCAAGAACUCUGAAAACGACACCAUCGAAGUUGCUGUUAACGUUAGGUUGUGGCGAGUGAAUGGUUGCCACGAACUUUUAGCAUCACUGGGCUUCGAUCUGGCGGAAGUUGGACAGGACGAGGUGACGCUACGUACUGGAAAGUCUGCCAACAGGAGACACAUACAGUUUGUGCUACAGGCUCUACUUGCUCUAUUUGAUACCCAGGAAGCACCACGUAGCCUCAGCUUAGAAUCCAGUUCGAGUAUCGAAUCACUAGCUUCUCUUGAUGAUGGCGAUCUUGAGCCACAUUCUGAUGGAGAACCUCCACCAAGGCAACAUCGGCAAGACAGUGUAUCUUCGGUGCCACCUCCGCCGCUCCCAUUGGGAUCAUGUGGCGGUGCCUUUACGAUGUACGUCAGAGGCUCAGCAUCUACAACGGCAGAAGUAGGCCGCGGUGAACCAGACGGCAGAACCGCUCCCCCUCCCGCACCACCACCUCCCAGAUAUAGGGGAGAAAGUGAUGCCGCUUUCACACCUUCCCCACCUGCAGCACCACCCCCAGCUACCGCGCCACCUAGAGACGUGUCUCUAGCAUUAGCACAUCAGACUAAAAUACGAACAUUGUACACUCGACGACCACCGUCUGAUGAUUCUGAUUGGGAGAGUUCAGGUCACGAUACCGUGUUACGAAGACGCCCCGAGCAUGCCCACCCGAGGUAUCUAGAUGCAUUCUAUGAUCUUGCCUCGAGUCAAACUAGAAGAACAGAAGAGGAGAAGAACGAUCAGGUUUUAAACCAGCCCUCAACAUCGAAACGCGUGCAGAGACCAAAAAUGGGCACAAGUAGUCGAGAUUCGAUGGCCCAAGUGCGCCACAUGAGCGGGGAGCUCACUCCGACGAUAUCGGAAGUAUACCAUGAGAGGAACAUCGGUUUAGGUCUUGCUCCUCCGCUAGCCGAGUUACUUCUAGCAGAAGACUCGAAGACAGAAAUGAGAGCAGCUAGCUCAAGUGAGAACCUUCUUCUACAAAACUUAGAGAAGUUGGGUCUCCUGGGAGACACGACCGAAACUGAAGAAAGGUGGUGUCCAACCAACUCUUCACGGCCGUGGUUGUCAGCGCCUCCCCUGGAGACGGGCGUACAGGGGUCAGAUCUCACGACGGCAGAAAUUAUCGAGAGACAGACUAAAUUUAAGAAAGACACCGAGCCAAAGAGGAAAGAGGAGAACGCAUACGAGCUAAAGCCUAAAGAUGAAGUACCAGGUCCGAGCGGGAUAGAGAAGCCUUCGGUUUCGCCGUUCUCGGAGUUGUCCCGUAGAGACGAGGGUGAUGGAAGAAGCAUUGCGGACUCACACUCGUCAUAUAAAGCACUAGUGUUAAGUCCGAGAGCGCCGUAUCUCCCUGAAGAAGGCGAGGCGUCACUGAGUGCGCCCAUGGAGGGCGGGAAAACGCAUCCGCGGCCGCGCCGGCCGCCCGUACCGAGGACUCGCCCCGCUUACACCACACUCGAUUUUCCACCGAAUAAGUAAAAUGUAGAUAUUAGGAUAACUUUCAUAUUCAUAGAAUCUACUUGAUAUAAGCAUGCUACUAGUGCAGUUCGUACCAAUAUUAUAAAAAAUGUGUAGACGUAUUUGAUUUUUUUAAUCAAAUACGCUUAAACGGCUCAACGAAUUUGAAUGCUUGGUACAUCCCUAAAUAGAUCAUGUCUUGUAUUGCCCUUACCCAAUUUUUAUGAGUAAAGCCGCGGAUUAUAACUAGUAUUAAGUAAUAGUUUUAAUUUGAGCUUAAUAAAUUCUGGCUAUGAUUGUAUACUACCUACAAUUCUACAGUUUUUACAUUGUUACAAUUUGUUAACUAAUUAUCUAAUUAAUUUAAUGUAUAUUAGUACAUGAAUAUAAAUAUUUUAUACAGUCUCGUGUUAAUAUUACAUAGACUUUAAUUAAUUAUGUGCUAUUUAUUUGUGAUUAUAAAAACUUAAGUAUACUAUUACGUAUUAUAGAUUCCUACAUGUUUAUUUUGUAAUUUGGAUUCUUGCCAUUGUGUAUAAUUUUAAUCUUUUUCAUCAUGUA